This is a messenger RNA of Dendroctonus ponderosae (mountain pine beetle), 1816 nucleotides long. RefSeq names its product T-complex protein 1 subunit zeta (gene CCT6). Bases 91 to 1686 code for a protein of 531 amino acids. The transcript is spliced from 10 exons. Gene Ontology annotation, molecular function: ATP-dependent protein folding chaperone; ATP hydrolysis activity; ATP binding. Lineage: Eukaryota; Metazoa; Arthropoda; Insecta; Coleoptera; Curculionidae. The record is from RefSeq and is a predicted model, not a curated record. Gene Ontology annotation, cellular component: chaperonin-containing T-complex. Gene Ontology annotation, biological process: protein folding.
GAAUUUUUGUCAAAGCAUCUGUCAGAAGAAUAGAAGCCAUUUUGUGAAGCGCUAGUUGAGAAUCUUCAGUUUUUGCUUUUAUUAAUAAUUAUGGCUAUUAGCUUGUUAAAUCCUAAAGCUGAGGUGGCCCGAGCCGCCCAGGCUUUAGCGAUAAAUAUAUCCGCGGCUAAAGGUAUUCAGGAUGUGAUGAAAACGAAUUUGGGUCCGAAGGGAACCAUGAAAAUGUUGGUUUCUGGAUCUGGGGAUUUAAAAAUCACGAAAGACGGCAAUAUUUUGCUUCAUGAGAUGCAAAUUCAACACCCUACAGCCUCUUUGAUUGCCAGGGCUUCCACUGCUCAAGAUGACAUGACUGGGGACGGUACAACCUCUACGGUUCUAUUAAUCGGGGAGCUGCUGAAGCAGGCUGAUAUCUACAUUGCUGAAGGGCUGCAUCCAAGGAUUUUAUCGGAGGGAUUUGCGGAGGCCAAGGAUAAGGCUUUGGAAAUUCUGGACAGUAUCAAAAUCGAUAUUGAGAUCAACAAGGAAAAUCUCUUGGAUGUCUGCAGGACUAGCUUAAGGACUAAGGUUCAUCACAACUUGGCCGAUGUUCUGACCGAAGUUUGUGUCGAGGCAGUGCUUGCAAUCCGCCCCAAAGACAACAAACCAGUUGAUUUGCAUAUGGUUGAACUGAUGCAAAUGCGACACAAAACUGAAGGCGAUACCACUUUAGUUAAAGGCUUGGUUCUGGAUCAUGGUUCUCGGCACCCCGAUAUGCCAAAACGCCUUGAGAAUUGCUACAUUCUAACUUGUAACGUAAGUCUGGAGUAUGAGAAGAGUGAAGUGAACUCAGGAUUCUUCUACAAGACUGCCGAGGAACGCGACAAAAUGGUGCUUGCCGAGCGCGAAUUUAUCGACAAUCGCGUAAAGAAGGUUAUUGCUCUGAAAAAACAAGUUUGCGAUGGAACCAACAAGACCUUUGUAUUGAUCAAUCAAAAAGGAAUUGACCCUAUGAGCUUGGACCAACUGGCAAAAGAAGGUAUUAUUGCUUUGCGGCGUGCCAAGCGCAGGAAUAUGGAACGUCUUGCUUUGGCUUGCGGAGGAACUGCUAUGAACACUUUUGAUGAUCUAAGUGAAGCCAGUCUUGGAUACGCUGGCGUGGUUUACGAACACGUUCUUGGAGAAAAUAAGUACACGUUUGUUGAACAGUGCAAGAAUCCUCAAUCUGUCACUAUUCUAAUGAAAGGCCCCAACAAACACUCCUUGGAACAAAUCAAGGAUGCCAUCAGGGAUGGACUGAGAGCUAUCAAUAAUGCUAUCGAAGAUAAAGCAGUUAUUCCAGGUGCUGGCGCCUUUGAAAUAAUUGCCAAUAGAGAGCUUCUUAAGUGGAAGGACACCGUCAAGGGAAAAACCAGGUUGGGAGUUGUAGCAUAUGCCGAGGCUUUACUGGUAAUUCCGAAAACAUUGGCUACUAACUCUGGUUUUGAUGUCCAGGACACCAUUGUGAAACUUCAAGAGGAAAGUCAAAAUAACCCGGAACCUAUUGGGUUGGAUCUCUCGUCUGGAGAGCCCAACAACCCUAAGGAUGUAGGUAUUUUCGAGAAUUAUAUUGUUAAAAAACAGAUCGUCAAUUCCUGCUCAGUAAUUGCCAGCAAUUUAUUAUUGGUGGAUGAAAUUAUGCGGGCCGGAAUGAGUAGCCUCAAAGGAUAGGAAGGAGAAGGCUUUGCGUAUUUUCAUUUGUAAUCUGCGUAUUUUAUCAGAGAAACAUUAAUCAGCUUUGACUAAUAGAAUUUGUAUUGUCACCAAUUUAAUAAAGUUGCAAAACUGCAUUUUAAUCUGA